Brenthis ino (lesser marbled fritillary) is the source of this 1080-nucleotide messenger RNA. NCBI's taxonomy places the organism in Eukaryota, Metazoa, Arthropoda, Insecta, Lepidoptera, Nymphalidae. The record is from the annotation of a GenBank genome assembly.
AUGACGAUGUUAUCAGUAUUAUUUUAUGUGUUUACGUUUAUGGUAGCUGUUAAUGGUCAGUUUGGAACCGUAUCCAUUAGCGUCGAUAUGAAUCCGCCAGCAGAAGUAAUGUCCGAUCACAAAUGUCCCGCAAAUAUGUCAUGUGUACCAGUAAGCUCAUGUCCGUUACUAGAAGAUCUAAUGGAUUACUCAUGUUUUACUUCAGAUAAGUACUUCCACCGUUUGAAUUCGUUAUCUUGUGGUCACAUGAAUAAUGAAGACUAUGUAUGCUGUCCAUCUUGCGAGUGCGCGAAGGUAUAUGCACCGGGUACACCUCAGUGCGGGAAAAGUAUGGUAAACGGAAUAGAUUAUAAUGACCUUGGGGCUCAUCCAUGGGUGGCUAGGAUAGGCUUUACAAAUAAAGAUACGGGAAAUGUAAGGUUUGCUUGCAGCGGUUCAAUCAUAUCUAAGCGUGUAGUUCUUACAGCCGCACAUUGCGCUCUGGCCAAACCAGAAGGAUAUAAAUUGUCAACAGUCGUAAUAGGUGAAUGGGAUAUAAGCCGUAGUCCUGAUUGUAAUGAAUACUUCUGCGCGCCAGCAACUCAGGCAAUUAAAGUAGAGAGUGUAGUCGUGCAUCCUGGAUAUGAACAGAAGAUAUUUCGACAUGACAUCGCUAUGAUCGUUUUGAAAAACGACAUCAAAUAUUCUGUAACCGCCGCGCCGAUCUGUUUGAAUGAUAAGCCGGAAAUAGUGAUCAACGAGCGCGCUUCGCUGGUCGGCUGGGGAAAACUGUCAGGGCAAAACAACUUGAUCGGUCGUCAGCAACAAUUGCGCGUGCCUCUUGUGCCUUUAGAGACAUGUGAACGUAUUUUUGGUGAGUCAGUGCCUAUAAAUGAGAGCCAGCUAUGCGCUGGUGGAGAAGAAGGAAAAGAUGCUUGCUCUGGUUUCGGCGGGGCUCCUCUCAUUAUAAGUAAAGACGGCCAAUAUUAUCAGGUUGGGAUAGUAUCUUUUGGAUCUGAAAAUUGUGGCAGCGAAGGUAUUCCCAGCGUGUACACGAGCAUUGCCCACUAUAAUAAGUGGAUAGUGGAAAAUAUGCCAUCG